AUGGUCAAGCUUACCGAGGUCGAAGACGAACACUUCAAGGAGAAGCCCGUCCCAACCAAGGAUAACUCAUUGCUGGCUUCUGACGAUGAGGAUGAGGAUUACACUGAUACAGAAUCCGAAAUUUCUACAGAUUCCGAUUUCGAAAUUGAAGCUGAAACGCUCUACGACCGUAUCUAUGCCUUGAAAGAUAUCAUUCCGCCCUCCGCUCGCCGCAGUGUUGCCAGCUCCGCCUCCGCCCUCACCUCCUUCACCAAAUCGACUAUUUCAUUCAGCGGAAGGGCUCUGUGGGUUAUCAGCACGAGCGCUUUUCUUCUCGGUGUCCCGUGGGCGCUUGCAUAUGCAGAAGAAGAGCAGUAUAUACAGAUGGAGCGCGAGCAGGGGAUGAUCAAGGGAGCUAAUGAGAUGCUCACACCUGGCCUUCCUGCUGCGGAGAAGCCGGAAUCUCAACCCACUUUGUAA
This is a messenger RNA of Monascus purpureus, 459 nucleotides long. NCBI's taxonomy places the organism in Eukaryota, Fungi, Ascomycota, Eurotiomycetes, Eurotiales, Aspergillaceae. The record is from the annotation of a GenBank genome assembly.